AAUCUUACCGUGUGCUUCAACACCUCUGUAAGAGCCACUUAAAUAUGCGAUAAAAAAGCAUACGUUAUCGUCUAACGUGGUCAUAGGAACAAGGCUGGCUACAUUCAAUUGACAGGUUGAUCUGUUUCAUGUGUAGUUCUACAGUCAUUAAACAGGGUUUCAUACGGUAAGUACCGCCAAUAUAAAUUACAGUCCUCACGAACGUAUUAUGAAGAGUUCCCACUGAAGCAGUCGCAGUGUAUCCUAAUUCGCGGAUACGUUUGCUUUAAAAAAUAGAAAUACCAUUGUUACAAAUAAAUUUCUUCUUACGUUAUACGUGUAUGUGUGCGUGUGUGCGUGUGUAUAUAUAUAUACAAGAAUAGGAAUAAAGUUACAUGGCAUUAUGAAACAUAUCAAGAUAUUACCUUGAUAAUAUUACGCACGUAUACAGAACUAUUUGGUCAAGCAAGCGACUUUAUUAGCAUUCACAAAAUCAGCGAAUACGCGCGAAGUAUUAGAAACAUAGUUAACUAAUUUUAGAACGUGACUAUCAUAUUAGAUGGCGGUAAAAAUGGUACGGUUGAUCCUAGCAUGGAACAUCGCUAUCUAUUCAUUCCAUGCAUGAUUCUGUCGUAUAACCUAGAAUCUUGACACUUCGAGAGCACUGCGUUGUGCGAAUUGUGAACGGACGAUUAACGCCGGACGAAUCCUACGGACCUUUUCUUUAACCAAUAUUACCAGUGUUAUCGACGGAUUGUCUGUGCGGUGAAAGUAUAGUUUAGGGGGCCGUAGAUAGAAAGAGCAUGAGAUUGACAGAAAUAACGUAUCAGCUCUGCAUCGUGUCGCGGUAUUUCUAAACGCGGGUUGGUUAUUUCUUCACGCUCCUCCCUCCCCGCGCCCCUGGACCCCAUCCGAAAAUCGCACAGCAUCCUUGCGCGCGAAACACGCGUACGCCGGUGGACGCACAUUGUGUGCCUGUACUUCGUUGUACAUAUCUGUGAAUAGUGUAUUUUAAGCAUUAGUUUUACGGGAUUUAGUGUGUGAGAAAAAAAAACGCUACGUUUACGGCAACCGCAAAGGGAGUUACGAAUAAUAUCGAAUCGAAGCAACACCCGUAUCAUUAAAUCGCUCUCAUCCCAACGACAUCCGCGGCGAGGUAAAACUUCAACUGCGAACCGUAAGAGUACCGUCGUUGAUCGGAUCCGUGGUCGUUAUCGGUGUAAAAAUUUUGCAAAAAAAAAGUGGAGAAAAGGGAGAAAAAAAGUGACGUGGGUACAACGGAAUCUAAAUUUUCCAGAUUUCUCGAUUAUCGUUUCCACCCCUCUCCGAUUUCCUACCCCUAAUUUCCCACCCAUCGGCCGUCGAUGAACAAGCAAUUGUCGUUUUUUGUAUGUUUCACUUUUUUUUCUUGUUCGACAUCCCCUCGGUUUUGUUGGCCCGUCAGUUGAGUGGUCGUGUCGUUUGGUAAAACCCGAAAGGCCGAAUAGACUAGAGAGUGAGUUGCGCCCGUUCGACGGUUCCCUUUGUGUUUCUCGUUUCGUUUUUCAUAUUGUCCGGCAGUGUUGUCAAAAAUCCGGCAGCACCGCUCGCGGCCAGCUGCCAUUGCUGUACUCUCUGGCGUUCUCGGCCGCGGCUUCGUAAUAAAUAAGUUUCCUCUGCGGGUGAUUAUUCUCGUUGUCGUCGUCAUUGUCAGCAUCGUCGUCGUGGAAACAGCAGAGAUGCCGCACUGUUAAGGGUCGCACACGCGGAACAUGCUCGUGGAACAGACGUAGCGGGCAAUCUCUACCUUUGGCUACGGACGCCGGUUCUGACCGAGCUAACCUUCACAGUGAGGGUUCCUCUUAUCUGUCGAAUCGUCGUUGAUCGUGCCCGUGGCAGCGGUACAGAUUGACAGAACGAUGAAGUGGCUCGGUGCGAGUAGCGCUGGUGCUGCAGGCGAACCGGCACCUUCUGUGCAAUUACACCAUCCUUCCUCCAACGGACAUAUACCCACGGAUGUAGAGCAAUGCGGACAAGUAAUGGCUGGUGGUGAUAGUAUGCGUAUUCAACCUGGCCAGACACAUCAAAUGGGAGUGAGUAGAACACAAGACGAUGCCAUGGUUGGUUACGUGUUUCAACGACCCACUGAACCAGAAUUCAAUGCCCAAUCUUCAACUUUUCAAACGAAACAAGCUCCAAGAGCCUGGGCUCUUGCAGAUGAUGCUAUCAUCGAUAAUAACCCAGAAAAGUGGAAAUAUCCUAUCACUAAACUGAGCGUACCACAGCAAAGUCAACCACAACAACUGGGAUUACAAACUAUGAACAAUGUUCAUCUCCCUUAUGAGAUACAUCCCAUGCAAUUAAAAAGUGGAGCACCUGGAGCAGAACACUUGGUCUAUCUGAACAACCAAAUAACAGCUCAGCAACAAGUUGCUCUUUUUCAUCAUCAACAGCAGCAACAACAACAACAACAAUUUAGAAAUGGGCAGAUCGCUCCCUCGGCAAAAAAGCUCUGGGGCGUGGACGAGGGCGGCUCCAAGGACGAAGGGGGUGUAAAAGGCGGUGGGAUACUUCACCUGGGCGACCACCAGAUGUGGCGAGAUUCUACCUGGAGCACCUCAGAUCAUGCCGUGUCGCAGCCGAUUUCCAUGGGCACCGGUAGACGCGUGGGCGUUGGGACAGGAUAUCAUCAUCAGACGUCAGAAGUUGGGACGGUCCUUAGCCCUAGAAGCAGCGAGACGGGUGGUCUAGGUGUGAAAAUGGUGGAGUACGUUCUUGGAUCAAGCCCUACGACACCCAAAGAUCUGGAACCCCGGAUGGUUUCCCUGAGAUUGAACACCGACGCGGAUAAGAAAGAAAAAGAGAAGGGCUCGGCAAGCCCCUUCGACAGUUCUAAAGACGACAGCGGUCCACAGAACAACGGGCUGGCAUCGCAAAACGGUCUCGACGAUGACAAAGGAUUCAAUCGCACACCCGGGAGUCGUCAGCCCUCUCCAGGCGAGGAGGAAUUCCAGAAGAAUGCCGCAGCCACCUUAGCGGUGAGCACGGGCGGCGGCGGCGUGGUGUUGUUGAAGCCGGGCGUGGAUGUGGUCGGCAGCGAGGAGCAUUUCAUGGCCGCUUUCGCCCCGGCGCCUCCGCAUCAUCUCCAGCACCACCAGGCGCCGCCGACGCAUCAUCUCCAACACCCGCAUUCCCACGCGGCCCAGCUCUUUGGCGCACAGGCUCCGCCGCCCCCGCAGGGUCCACCCCCAUCUCAGCAACAACAACAGCAACAGGGACCCCCGCAACCGCAAGACACCACCACUCACUUUGACGUGCAGCAACUGUUCCGAAGCCAGCAGCAAGGUGCCACGCCUCAGCAGUUACAGUUGCUGCAGCAGCAGCAGCAGCAACAGCAGCAGCAGUACUUGGCCGCGUCGCAGGCCCAGCAGCAGCAACAACAACAGCAACAACAGAACUUCCCCACGGCACCUUAUACAGUGAUCAGCGGCCAGGAACCGUAUGUCGGCGCAUUGAUAGCCGGAGCGCCGCCCCCGGUCGUGCCACAGUAUUAUGGAGUCGCACCUUGGGUUUACCCCGCCGGAUUGCUGCCGCAAGCACCACCGCAGGCGGCCGCGCCGCCUCCGCCCAGAAGACCGCUGACACCAUCGUCGGCCGCAGCCGCGGCAGCUGCCGCCCAAGACACCGCGAAUAAUUUGGCGCAGACUGUUCAGGGUCAAUACCAGGUGAUACCGGCGUAUUACGAUCAAAAUGGGUCCAUCGUGAUGGGCGGUGUGCGCGGUUUGAGCUCCGCCGCUACCCCCAUGAGAUUGGUCAGCCCGGCGCCGGUUCUGGUGAACAGAGCUCCGUCGCAACCACCGCCGGGACCACCGGCACCACCACCGCCGAGUCUAUACUCCCAGCCGACCCCCACGUCCCACAGCAACGCCACGCCAGGAGAAUGUUUGGGUCUGGGCCUCGGCGCUUCGUCCACCGCGCGAAGAGACUCGUUCGACAGGAACACGUCGGCGUUCAGCCCCAGCUUGGAGUACAGCCGCGCGAAGUGGCCCCAGAGUUACGGCGCACUCGGCACGGUAACGGCAUCGCCGAGCCCGUUAGGAUUAUCCUUAACACCGCCGCCAACUUUGGGAGGAUCUUUGGGCGGACUGGUCGGCGGAGCCAGCCGGGUGUCCGCCGCACCCGGAGCGGAGGCGAAGUUCCGUGCGAGCGCGGUUCCGGCUUUAACGGCUAAUGGAGUUUUCGGCUCGAGCAGUUCCCUUUUCCCCAACUUGGUGGGCAAACCCGGCCGCGGCGGCACCACCAGCAUCGGGGACAAAAAUGCCGGCGGACGAUCACGCCUCCUCGAGGACUUCAGGAAUAACCGGUUCCCGAGUCUCCAGCUACGCGAUCUGGCCAAUCACAUAGUCGAGUUCAGUCAAGACCAGCACGGUUCCCGUUUCAUUCAGCAGAAAUUGGAGCGCGCCUCGGCCAGUGAGAAGCAGCUUGUGUUCCAAGAAAUUCUUACCUCCGCUUACUCACUAAUGACCGACGUAUUCGGGAAUUACGUUAUUCAGAAGUUCUUCGAGUUCGGCACGCCGGAACAGAAGUCCACCCUCGCUCAAAAGGUUCGAGGACACGUACUGCCCUUGGCACUGCAGAUGUACGGCUGUAGGGUGAUUCAGAAGGCUCUCGAAUCGAUCGGGCCAGAACAGCAGCAGGAGAUCGUCCGAGAGCUGGACGGCCACGUUCUGAAGUGCGUGAAAGAUCAAAACGGGAACCACGUGGUGCAGAAGUGCAUCGAGUGCGUCGAGCCGCGGGCUCUGCAGUUCGUGAUCGGCGCGUUCGCCGGCCAGGUCUAUUCCCUGAGCACCCACCCCUACGGGUGCAGAGUGAUCCAACGUAUUCUCGAGCAUUGCACCCCUGAACAGACUCAGGGCAUCCUGCAAGAGCUGCACGCUGCUACUGAUCAGCUCAUUCAAGAUCAGUAUGGUAAUUACGUUAUCCAGCACGUACUCGAACAUGGAAAACCGGAAGACAAAGCACAGCUGAUCAGCAGCGUAAGGGGUAAAGUACUUACUCUCUCUCAACACAAAUUCGCCAGCAACGUCGUUGAAAAGUGCGUGACCCACGCCACGAGACAAGAGCGCGCCGUGCUGAUCGAAGAAGUAUGCGGCUUCAAUGACAACGCAUUGAACGUUAUGAUGAAGGAUCAGUAUGCCAACUACGUGGUACAGAAGAUGAUCGAUGUAGCGGAACCGGCGCAGCGCAAGGUAUUGAUGCACAAGAUCCGCCCACACUUAGGCAGCUUGCGCAAGUACACCUACGGGAAGCACAUCAUCGUCAAGCUCGAGAAGUUCUUUAUGAAGACCGCGUCAGCGAUGGGAGUGGCGACGCCGGCUGGUGCUUCGAGCGGCGGAGGUGAUCUGGGCCCUAUAGGGCCGCCCGCUUCUGCUGCUGGCCCGGUCUCGACGCCAGCCCAGCAGCCGACGCAGGUUCUAUAAAGCGUACGGUAUCAGAAAAGUAACAACUGCUCGGGAUCUUCGUACGUUCUAGGAAUACGUACCAAGAUAUCUACGUAAACAAAAGAAAAAAAAUAUUUAUUGCAACGUAUGUAUCUAUCGCCAUUUUAUUUAUAAUGGACGAGGAAAACCGAGGAUGCAUUUCCGUGUGCCGUGAACUCGUCGUCUCGUUGCCCCUUCUCCCGGAACUGUAAAGCCGCGAAAGCGAGAGGUAAUAAUAUUGACUAAGACGACAAUGAAAGCGAAAAUGGGUAUUGGAAAAGAUAAAAAACGAUGAGACGAUGAUGAUGAUGAUGAUGAUGAUGAAGAGAGAGGAAAAGAAUUUACCGAGGAUGAUUUUUCUUAUUUUUGCAAAAACCGUGAAACUGAGUGACAGACACACGAUUUGUACAGAGUUUAAACUAAAAGAGAGGGGACAACCCGGUGAUCACGGUGCAAGGAAAAGAAGAGAAUUUUCAGAGCCGAAUGUGUGUCAGAAAAAGAAAUCAAUUUUGUAGAAAUAACGUUAGAGGUGCAGUGCAUUUUUUCUAUUAGUAAUCUAAACGUGCUGCCGAGUUAUUAUAUUCGUAGCGAGCCGUGAGUCGAUAGAGAGAGAGAGAGGAGUUGUUGUCGCGCGAAAGUUGCACCGAUAACGCGUAUAUCUUUGAGAACCGAGUUUCUUCGAGACGGCUGGACAAGCGAUCGAGCUUGAAUCGUAAAAGAAACUGCAGUGCUGAGAUGGCUGAAUGUCUUAUCACCGCUCGUUUUUAUUCGAUCAGUUUCACGUAAUUUCGAGACACAGCACGAACAAACACGUUCCGACGAUUUUACUAUUUUCUUUUAUUUUUCUUUUUUUUUCUUCUAAGGAAAAAAAGGCAAAGGAAAAACUACUUUUCUCCCCCUCGUUUCGAGUUGUGAAUCGUUCUUUAACUAACACGCGAGUUAUCGAUCCUUUUUAAACUCAGCACUCUUUCGAGG
Messenger RNA from Nomia melanderi (Alkali bee), 6413 nucleotides. It is a transcript of the gene pum, whose product is annotated as pumilio. The record is from RefSeq and is a predicted model, not a curated record. Gene Ontology annotation, biological process: post-transcriptional regulation of gene expression. Gene Ontology annotation, cellular component: nucleus; cytoplasm. Lineage: Eukaryota; Metazoa; Arthropoda; Insecta; Hymenoptera; Halictidae. Gene Ontology annotation, molecular function: mRNA 3'-UTR binding.